This is a messenger RNA of Coccinella septempunctata (seven-spotted ladybird), 2104 nucleotides long. Its product is annotated as septin-2. The transcript is spliced from 7 exons. Bases 215 to 1486 code for a protein of 423 amino acids. The record is from RefSeq and is a predicted model, not a curated record. Gene Ontology annotation, biological process: cytoskeleton-dependent cytokinesis. NCBI's taxonomy places the organism in Eukaryota, Metazoa, Arthropoda, Insecta, Coleoptera, Coccinellidae. Gene Ontology annotation, cellular component: cell division site; microtubule cytoskeleton; septin ring. Gene Ontology annotation, molecular function: GTP binding; molecular adaptor activity; GTPase activity.
AUUUGUGUCUGUGGUCCAUAUUUCAUUUACAAAGUUUUCCAAGUUGAAUUUUAUGCAUUAAUUAUACAGGUGUUAAUACUGUUAGUCGUUAAUUGAUAAUUAAUUAAUACCGCACUAUAAUUAUCGGUAACCUACAUCUAAUUGUUUAUUAGAUCACUGUGUCUGAUAUAUAUAUUUUUGAGCAUUCCGUUUCCUACCUUUAAUCACUUGAAUCAUGCCUCCUGUUGACGUCGAUUCUUCCCCAGUGGAACCCCAAAUUCGAAAUCUUAAUUUAUCAGGGCAUGUUGGGUUUGAUAGUUUACCUGAUCAGCUAGUAUCGAAAAGUGUGCAAAAUGGCUUUGUUUUCAAUAUCAUGUGUAUUGGUGAAACUGGUCUGGGAAAAUCUACAUUGAUGGACUCAUUAUUUAAUACAAAUUUCGAGUCGACUCCUAGUCCACACACCCUACCAACAGUAAAACUGAAAGCACAUACAUAUGAGCUACAAGAAAGUAAUGUGCGAUUGAAGCUCACAAUCUGUGAUACUGUUGGUUAUGGUGAUCAGAUAAACAAAGAAGACAGCUUCAAGGCAGUGGUAGAUUAUAUAGAUGCCCAAUUUGAAAACUAUCUACAAGAAGAAUUGAAAAUUAAAAGAUCACUGUCCAGUUAUCAUGAUUCUCGAAUUCAUGCUUGUUUAUAUUUUAUUUGUCCAACAGGACACGGUCUAAAAUCCAUUGACCUAGUCUGCAUGAAAAAAUUAGACCAGAAAGUUAAUAUUAUUCCAAUAAUCGCGAAGGCUGAUACAAUUUCUAAGACUGAAUUGCAAAAAUUUAAAUCGAAAAUUAUUACUGAAUUGAAGAACAACGGUGUUCAAAUUUACGAGUUUCCAGUGGACGAUGAAACUGUUUCUGAGAUAAAUACAACAAUGAAUUCUCAUAUUCCGUUUGCUGUAGUGGGCAGUACUGAUUUUGUGAAAUUAACUCCUGGCGGUAAAAUAGGGAGAGGUAGGCAGUACCCUUGGGGAACUGUACAGGUGGAAAAUGAGGCGCAUUGUGACUUUGUCAAACUCCGGGAAAUGUUGAUUCGUACAAAUAUGGAGGACAUGCGUGAGAAAACUCACUGCAAGCACUACGAAUUAUAUCGUAAAAAGCAGUUGGAACAAAUGGGCUUCAGUGAUGUGGAUGCUGAUAACAAACCGACCAGUUUUCAGCAAAUAUUUGAGACCAAAAGAUCAAAUCAUCUUCAAGAAUUACAACAGAAAGAGGAUGAAAUGAGACAGAUGUUUGUUGUUAGAGUUAAAGAGAAGGAGGCAGAAUUAAAAGAUGCAGAAAAAGAGCUUCAUAGCAAAUUCGAUAGGUUGAAGAAGGAUCACACAGAGGAGAAGAAGAAAAUCGAUGAAUCCCGUAAGAAACUCGAAGAUGAAAUAGUGGAAUUCAACAGGCGCAAAGCCCAAUAUAUUCAAAUGGCAAGUCAUCACACGCUGACUCUUGGAAAGAGCAAAAAAAAGUAAUUAUGGCGAAGUUUUGGAUAUUAUUUAUGCUCUCAUAUAUAUGUAUUUUUUUAAUUUUUUUAUUCCGUAUAUAUUUAUAAAAGAAGAAAUAUCAUUAAAGAAUUAAAACAGCUAGAAUCAAGUUCCAGUAUGGUUUUGAAAUUGAUCUUAAUUUUGCUUGCUUCAUCUUGUGAACCCACAAAUAUUUGACUACUUCUGAUCUCUUUUAUUUGCUGAGGCUAAUAUUUUCUCGUUGGUAUCAGCAACUCCAUCACCGGUACCUCUGAAUUUGGGUAUCUUUGGAUGUUUAAAUUUUUAUUUCAGCUACUUAGCACUUGUAAUGAUAGUGUUUUUCAGUAUUUUUAUUUAUGAAUUUUUUCAUAGCUCAUCACGAAGUAGUAAUCAGUUGUUUCAUUCGUUAUUUUAUAUUUUGAUAUACUUAACUGGUACUAGAGAAGAUGUUAGAGUUCAGUGAUAAUCGAUGUUUUUUAGAGUUAAAAAAAAACUGACACUUAUAAUUUAUAUAUUUGUUCAGCUCUGAAGUUUACAAAGAUAUAAAUAUUAUACAUAUUAAAAUCUAACCAUUGCAAUAAUUGGUAACUUAUUGUGGUUUAAAAUAGAGUAAAAUUAUAUUUAUCA